This is a messenger RNA of Sphaeramia orbicularis (orbiculate cardinalfish), 2600 nucleotides long. RefSeq names its product innate immunity activator protein-like. The record is from RefSeq and is a predicted model, not a curated record. The coding region runs from base 148 to 1875 and encodes 575 amino acids. Gene Ontology annotation, biological process: positive regulation of protein ubiquitination; adherens junction maintenance. The transcript has 10 exons. NCBI's taxonomy places the organism in Eukaryota, Metazoa, Chordata, Actinopteri, Kurtiformes, Apogonidae.
CAGUCCGAAACAGAUGUCCCAAGCGUCGCUCUCACAUCUGACCAGAGAAAGUCUGCACCAUCCUGCUGUCACUGGUCAUGUUAACAGAGGAGGAGAGGACAAAACUCAUCAGUAGGAAUCUCUAAAAACUUCAACAAGAUAUCUGAGAUGACAACCAUGGAGAGUAAAGAGGAGAUCAGUGACACAGACAGUGGGAUUAUUGUUCACUCUGGUCCAGACAGUCCCACGUCUCCAGUGAAGGACCUGACGACCCACACCAGGGCCCUGAAACUAAAGCACCAGUCCCUGGAGGAGCGACUGGAGCUCUGCCUGCUGGAGCUCAGGAAGCUCUGCAUUAGAGAGGCAGAGCUGACUGGUAAACUGCCUUCAGACUAUCCUCUGAUGCCUGAUGAGAAACCACCUCGAGUUCGAAGGAGGAUUGGAGCUUCUUUCAAACUGGACGAGGGUCUAAUUCACCUGAAUAAUGAGGAUUCAGAGUUGCAUGCACUGGAGACUGACUUGGCGCUUCAGCGGCAGAUUUAUGAAGCAGCUCGUAAACUUUCCCUGGAGGAGAACCUCAGUAAACCCCAAAAGAAAAGCCGAGCACAGCAGUGCAAGAGGGAGGAGAAGAAAGUGAAGGAGCUGCAGGAGGCAGUUUUCCAGCAAAGGAUCAAGAGUGAGUGCAACUCACCAUGCAUCAACAUCUCAUCCAAACAAAACAAAGAUCUAAGUAUGUCAGAUGACAGCUCCCUGUCUGAUGUUGUGGCCCUGGAUGAUGAUGUGGACUCUCCCUGCCCUGUGUCUCCUCCAGUGCUGGGGAUUUCCUUCUCAGACCCUCUCCAGCUUUCGGCCAAGACUGUCCAGUCAUCCCCACAGUCCUCCAGUCAGAGCAGCGUGGAGCAUGAGCGCUCUCCCAUCCAGAACUCUCCAUGGAAAGAGUCGAGCCUGGACCAGCCUUAUCACAGGGCCACUAAACUGCAGUCUCCUGGCAGCAGCAGGUCCAGUAGUCCAGCAGGGACCCAGGUGUCUGCAGACAACGGUCGGGUUCUUCCCUCUCAGUUCAUUAAGAACUCAGCUCUGCGUCAGUCCCACUCCACCAGCGCCCCCUCCACCCCAGAGCUGCAUGUACGCCGGCAGUACUCCCAGUCCUUCAGACUUCCCAAAAGUAAGACAUCUGCUGCCUCAGAGAAUAAUCGAGGAAGAGCCCGGCCGCCCCCGCAGCGCCGCACCCCCGAUGUGGUGCUGCGUUCAGCCGAGUACUCCCCCCUACGCCCUUCUCAGUCCAGCUCUGAGGACAGCAGCUCGGAGCACUCGUCCUCCUCCUACAUGAGUUCUCCGGGCAGGGAUGGACCCACCGAGAUCCCAAAGCUCUGCCCUCCACCGUACGGAUUUCACUUUGGAUCUCAUAAGAAAGGACUGUCCACCUUCUCCAACAGCCCUGCCUCCCACAAGAACCCUGGCCAGCCCCAGCCCCAGCGCAGCCCGGCCCACUCCAGGAUCACAGACGACAGCCCACUCUCCCCUCAGGCCUUGGACAUGGAGAAAUGCUACAUGUCACCCCCUUCGGCCUGCAGCCCUCCGCAGAGACAGUGGCAAGAGGGAAUGUUGUCCCCAAGGAUUAUGCUGAAGCCGCCUCCCCCGUACACCAGGCUGGUGCGAACACCCUCCCUAAAGGAGUACCCGAACCACGCCAUCCGGCUGCUGCCCAGGGAGAUCGUAUCAGAGGAGCUCAAGUCCUGGCACCAGAGGAAUCAGAAGGGCGUCAAGAGCCCCACCUCACCUCAUCUGCCCUCGUUUAAGCAGGGUUCGGGUAACGUGGUCCUGCAAAGAGCUGCCGACGGGACUCCGCUGCAGUGGUUUGUUGCUGAAGAUGCUGAAAUAGUGAGUCAGGUGUAGUGAAGACCCCCUCUUUCCUCCUCUACAGUACAUUUAGUAGGAUGUUUGAAUAUUCCUUUUAAUUUAUCUUUGUAUUUAUUAACUCUGUGACUCUCUGUGAGAUUGUUUGUCUGAUGAUGUGUGACGCUGUCAUUGAUAUGAUGCAGAAAACAUGUCAGUACCCUGAGGAGCACAAUUCUGUAUUAUUAAUUUAAAACUUAAUGUAAGGUGGUAUGCCAGUUUUAUUUAUUUUGAGUUUUCUAAAUAUAGUUUCUACAAGGUGACUUGAGGUUCAUAACAUUUCAAUAAUGGGUCAUAAGAUGGUUCAUACGAUGUAGUUUCAAGAAUCUCAUUGUGUCUGGCACACAUUUUGCACGAAAAAUUCACCUGCAGUCGUUUUAAAAAGUUGCCUCAUUCUUAAUAUAAUUUUUAUUUUAUGCUGUAUUUAUCUAUUAUUUAAAGUUUCUCCCUUGAAACAUCAAAUUUUUUAAGUAUCUUUGAAAAAACAUUGCCCUCAUAUAUAUAUAAAUAUACAUAUAUAUGUAGUUUGACAUUUGUCUAGUCAUGAUGUGAAUUAAGAUGAAUUUUAACCCUUGCUAUUAACUCUCUUUAAUUAAUCACUGAUGCUGUUAACAGUGGUUUGAUGAAUGUGUCACUGCAGUAUGGUAUUUUGUUACUAACCAAGUGAUUGUAUCAGUUUUGAUAUUUUUUUGUAUAUUUAUAAUAAAAAAAAAAUACGAAUUCAA